This is a messenger RNA of Epinephelus moara (kelp grouper), 5695 nucleotides long. RefSeq names its product UDP-N-acetyl-alpha-D-galactosamine:polypeptide N-acetylgalactosaminyltransferase 13 (gene galnt13). The transcript is spliced from 12 exons. Gene Ontology annotation, cellular component: Golgi apparatus. The coding region runs from base 587 to 2257 and encodes 556 amino acids. Lineage: Eukaryota; Metazoa; Chordata; Actinopteri; Perciformes; Serranidae. The record is from RefSeq and is a predicted model, not a curated record.
AAUAUUAUCUCGCCUGUCCUCUCACCGUUAUAAUAUUCAGCCGGAGAACAGGUGCGUGCUUUGGCUGUGACGCCGUGUAGCGCUGACCGCAUCCGCGUAGAGACGAAUUGGGGACAUUAAUGGAGACUGGCUGUGUUCGCCGGUUUAAUGCGGCUCAACUAGGCACACAUCAUAUCCAGGAGUCCAAACAGGUACCACGAGAGGAGGCUUUACUGGACGGACAGCACCACACUGCAUUGUGGACUUCACCGUACUGAGAUGGACUGUAACUUAGGUGGCGUUUCGAGACGCUGUGCGCUUACAGGAGGAAUUCACCCGGUUUAAUUUAGUCUCUACUAAUUGUUCUGUGUAUCGGGUCAUGUUGUCUGCGUUCAACAUGUUGCCUGAGCGCGAGGCUGGAGCAGGUCACUGGUUCACUCCAUCCAUUAUUUAGGAUGACACCUCUCGGUCACACCUGCUCGGUCUCCUCCUUGCUUCCUCACCCCAUCUCCAGAGUUCAAACGCCCUGUCAGCAGACUGAGCGCUCCUGAGCACUCGCUGUGACCCGCUCUUGUUUGGCUUUCCUGGCUGACGUCCCAGGGAGGUGAUGCGACGGUUUGUCUACUGUAAGGUGGUGCUGACCACCUCUUUAGUGUGGGUGCUGGUGGAUGUGUUCUUGCUGCUCUACUUCAGCGAGUGUAACAAAUGUGAUGAUAGGAAGGACCGCUCGCUGCUCCCUGCCCUGCGAGCGGUAAUAUCUCGGAGCCAUGAGGGUCCAGGGGAGAUGGGCAAGGCAGUAAACAUCCCCAAGGACGACCAGGAGAAAAUGAAGGAGCUCUUUAAGAUUAACCAGUUCAAUCUAAUGGCCAGCGACAUGAUCGCACUCAACAGGAGUCUGCCGGACGUGAGGUUGGAUGGCUGUAAGACCAAGCUGUAUCCAGAUGACCUGCCAAACACCAGCAUCGUCAUCGUGUUUCACAACGAGGCGUGGAGCACACUGCUGCGGACAGUUCACAGUGUCAUCAACCGCUCUCCCAGACACUUGCUAGUGGAGAUUGUGCUAGUCGACGAUGCCAGCGAGCGAGACUUUCUAAAGAAGAAGCUGGAGAACUAUGUGCGGACUCUGGAGGUGCCAGUGAGGAUCCUGAGGAUGGAGCAGCGUUCAGGUCUAAUCAGAGCCAGGUUGAGGGGAGCAGCCGCCACCAAAGGUCAAGUCAUCACUUUCUUGGACGCUCACUGCGAGUGUACUGUUGGCUGGCUGGAGCCCCUGCUGGCGCGCAUCAAAGAGGACAGGACAGCAGUGGUGUGCCCCAUCAUCGAUGUCAUCAGCGACGAGACGUUCGAGUACAUGGCAGGCUCAGAUAUGACCUACGGUGGAUUCAACUGGAAGCUGAAUUUCCGCUGGUACCCUGUUCCCCAGCGGGAGAUGGACCGACGCAAGGGGGACAGAACACUUCCUGUCAGGACUCCCACCAUGGCAGGAGGAUUAUUCUCCAUAGACAAAGCAUACUUUGAAGAAAUAGGAAGCUACGAUCCAGGGAUGGAUAUCUGGGGCGGAGAGAACCUGGAAAUGUCUUUUCGGAUCUGGCAGUGUGGUGGCUCAUUGGAGAUCGUAACAUGUUCGCACGUGGGCCAUGUUUUCCGGAAGGCCACCCCAUACAGUUUCCCCGGUGGAACGGGCCAAGUCAUCAACAAGAACAACAGGCGCCUGGCAGAAGUCUGGAUGGAUGAUUUCAAGGACUUCUUCUAUAUCAUAUCACCAGGUGUGAUGCGGGUGGACUACGGAGAUGUCUCUUCUCGUAAAAACCUCCGCGAGGCCUUAAAGUGCAAACCGUUCUCCUGGUAUCUAGAGAACAUCUACCCAGACUCCCAGAUACCGAGAAGAUACUACUCACUUGGUGAAAUCAGAAAUGUUGAGACCAACCAGUGUGUGGACAACAUGGGAAGAAAGGAGAACGAGAAAGUCGGCUUUUUCAACUGUCACGGCAUGGGCGGAAACCAGGUGUUCUCUUACACGGCGGAUAAAGAAAUUAGGACAGAUGACCUCUGUCUGGAUGUCUCCCGCCUCAACGGACCCGUCGUCAUGCUCAAGUGUCACCACAUGAAGGGCAAUCAGAUGUUCGAGUACGAUGCUGAGCGACUCACCCUGCUGCAUGUGAACAGCAACCAGUGUUUGGACAUGCCAUCUGAGGAGGACAAGAUGGUCCCAACCCUGAGAGACUGCAAUGGCAGCCGUGCACAGCAGUGGCUGCUCCGUAACAUGACCCUGAGCGUCUGAUCCCUCGCCUCACCUCCCCACCCCACUGCUCGGUCCUCAUCCUAACCAGUCCUGGCUCUCCCCACCCUCGCCAGGUGGCUCUUACCACAGCAAAUCAUAACGCCUCUUCCUGUAACAGCCUGGCCAGCAAACACAGAGAUCCAGGCAGCAGCGGCUUAUCUUCCAUUAUGGAGGCGUCUCCUUUUACAGCUCGCAACAGGUUUGAGAGGAGCUGCACCUGCCGCUCAGGCGACACCAUGAGCUGUGGCUUUGGGGACCUUGUUGUGUCUGAGCAGGGAGAACGAUGUGUGAGGUCUGAGCAUGGAGAACAUUAAAAUCAAAGCACUCACACUGUGUCAGCCAGCUGCUAGCCAUGCAUCCACUGUGCUGCUCAGACUGCCGCUUAACUGCAGGACAAACAAUUAAACAGAAGAGCAUCUAUAACAAGAAUACUGCAAGGCACGUGUCUGCGACGGUCCGCACUGUAAAUGACUUUCCCUGUGCUGUGUACACGCAGUGAACUCGUGUCCACUGUAGGUACUAUCUAACAAAACAAGACUGUUGUUGUCAUGACUGCUGCUCAUCCUGUUUCCAUAUCAGUGUCUGAGUUACAUUAAAAUAACAGGAAGUGAUGUCAUUAAUAGAGCCCAACCAAUGCUGGGUCUGUGAAGCUGAAGAAGUUGAUGAGGGUUAAACAUCUGAAACUGUGUGAGCACUGGUAUUUGAUUUUCAAGUCAAGCUGAAAUUUGAAUUCUCAUCACUUUUGGUGCCAGAACAUCUAAACUAAAAUCUAAUGAUAUUUCAGCUAUUGUGUAUAUUUUUUAAAAAGAGGAUCACACACUGUGUAGACAUAUUUGUAGAAACAGUGUCUCCAAUGCCAGCUGGUAACUGACAGGGCCAGUGUCACGCUGUCAGUGUCUGUGGUCCGCUGCUGACUGAGGAGCCAUAUAAUGCUUUUUUUUUCUUUUUUAAACAAGCCCACGUAGUGUCGGCUAUCAACCUGAUUUAAGCCAUGUGUCCCCUUCCAAUUUUUAACAUGUGGGAGUACCUUUUUUAAUUAGAUACCAAAUUAUUACACAAGACAAAACAAACAAAGGGUAGAUGUAAAAAAAAAAAUUAUUUCAGUCUGACUUUAAAAUAACCUGCUUACAUUAUUUUUUUUAUCGGGAUUCUUAAAGGUACAGUGUGUCAGAUAUGGCCAGAAUUUUAGUUUGAAACAUUUAAAAAAUGUACUGUGUUGCAGAGAUAUCUACUGAAAUGAGCAUGCUAACCAGCCGGCCCCAGCCUGUCUCAUCCAAGGCUAUUCAAAGAGGGCGUUGACACACUCCUUACCGCAUGAGAUCGUUGUUGGAGGGUCACAGCAGAUGGUGCUAGAAACAAAACAAUGGUGUCCUCUCAGGUGCAUAUAGUAAUGUUUGCAUAUAGAAAGCUUUGUUUAUGGUCUUUAAUAAUGGAUGUUUUCAGUAAUUACACAAUUGUAAUUCUCACCCAUAUCAUUAUUUUUCGUACAACAAUAUUCCGAACCAAAACCAACUGCGGAUGACUCAGUGAAAUAAUCCAAUCAACCCCAUGUACUGUGACAGUGCACCAGCUAUUGAGCCUUUUGGCAAGUGCAGACCAAAUUUUACUGUUUAAAAACAUCACUAAAAAAAAGGCCAUACUGAGUCAGUAGCGUCCAGUCUGCCCUCAGUCCAGCAUGACACAAUCCAAACAUUGUUUGCAGAAAAUACAAGUUCAUAGUUGCUACCUGUGUCAACACAGCCAGAGGCCAGCUGGCUCAGCAGCCCUGUUUGGUCAAGGUUUGCUCUCAUGAUCCAGGCGCGACUGAGAAAAUGUCCCAGUUCUGACAAUCCCAGGUCCGAAAUCCACGACAGUGGUGUGGUUAGGUCAGCCGCUUCAGGCCGGUAUACAGCCAAGCUAAGAUAGCUAGGCUAAGAUAGCUUGCUGAGCUCUGGGUUGUGACCGAAAAAUGAGAUCGUGGAUAGAAGUGGCUGAAAUGAGUUCCCUCCGUGAGGUGACUGGACUCAGCCUUAGAGAUAGGGUAAGGAGCUCGGACAUCCAGAGGAAGCUUGGAGUAGAGCCGCUGCUCCUUCAUGUUGAAAGGGGUCAGUUGAGGUGGUUCGGACAUCUGAUCAGGAUGCCUCCUGGGCGCCUCCUGCUGGAGGUGUUUCAGGCACGUCCCACUUGUAGGAGGCCCCGGAGCAGACCCAGAACACGCUGGAGGGAUUACAUAUCUCAUCUGGCCUGGGAACGCCUCGGGGUCCCCCAGGAGGAGCUGGAAAGCAUUGCUCGGGAGAGGGGCGUCUGGGGUGCUUUGCUUGGCCUGCUGCCCCCACGACCAAGCCCAGGAUAAGUGAAUGAAAAUGGAUGGAUGGAAGAUAGCUUGCAGACUCACGGUUGAUCAUUCGUUCAAGUGCGUGAUCUUAAAUCAUUGUCUCAGUCCAGGCGUUGUUCAAAGCCAUAAUAUGGACAGAGUCAGAGUAACCGAGGUUCGGAACCCAAAGUCCUUUGUUGUAAUGAAAAAACAUUCCCAAUGGCAAAAUAUGAUUUAAAUAUGACUGUGUUUUUGGAGUUUCAGCAGUCAGUAUGAAUUUAGCAUUUUCUUGCCCUGCUUUUAGUUUCCAGUUGGCUUGGAGGGGAAAUGCUGCCCCCCUAGUUCGGAGCAUGUGGCCAGGCAUUACACAUGGCACCUUUAAAUUUGGUUAUUAAAAACAAAUAUAGCAUUUAUAAGAUUUACCAAUUAGUGCUCCAAAGAAUGUAGUAGACACACUCUUUGUGAAAUACCUCACACAUAUCUUUGGCAUUUCUGUACCGCAGUUUCUUGUUAUCAGCUGACAUAAAGGCAGAUAAUAACAUGUCUGUGAUGAGCUAGUAUUGGCCGAUUUAUUGGUCAGGCUCUACUUAUUGAGGUGGAUUUCUUCAGAUGUUUGGAAAAACACAUUAAACUGAAGAUUUCAAACCAACAUCGUAAAAAAAAUGAAUGAGUCCAGGACAAGAGUGCAGCUAUAACAUCGUCCCUGAUCAUUCACAUAAUGUUCCAUAUCAGUGAAACAGGAAUUACAGUUUGAAAAAAUAUGAGGCAGCUCUGUGGACGUUCAUUUACAACAGGUAUUUUGGAGAAAUGAAAGAAGUUGUUGCAGGAAAGUAAUCGAAUGUAAAGGUUUAUCUAAAUGAUGAAGACUGUAUUCUGAGGUACUUUAACUGCACUGUGUUAUGACAGAUAUCUGAGAGCGUCAGUGCUAAACUUUUUGAAAGAUUUCAGAUUCCUGCUACCAGUAUGUUGAGAAAUCACAGUGACUUGGAGCUGGAUAGUUACGUGUGCCUUUAGAGAGUUGUUUUGUAUUUGGUUCACUGGUUUUAGAACAUUUUUAUUUAUUUUGGAGUUAAAAGAGAGGAAUGUCAUAUUGUUUUCCAUUUUAAAAAAGUGUAUAUUGAUAUUAAAUAAUUGUCAUACCAUGA